This is a messenger RNA of Lithohypha guttulata, 1104 nucleotides long. It is a transcript of the gene CYC3, whose product is annotated as holocytochrome c synthase. Lineage: Eukaryota; Fungi; Ascomycota; Eurotiomycetes; Chaetothyriales; Trichomeriaceae. The record is from RefSeq and is a predicted model, not a curated record. The transcript has a single exon. The coding region runs from base 1 to 1104 and encodes 367 amino acids. Gene Ontology annotation, cellular component: mitochondrion. Gene Ontology annotation, biological process: cytochrome c-heme linkage. Gene Ontology annotation, molecular function: holocytochrome-c synthase activity.
AUGGGCUGGUUCUGGGCAGAAGGUCCGGCUAAACCAUCAUCGACUCCUCUCGUGGCGCCUCACCCCAUACCUCAGUCCGGCGCAACCCCUCCUCCAGAAUGUCCUAUGCACAAACCAAAUCAGCCAUCGCCUCUCAGACAGCGCAUAGAGGCUAACAAGAAAUCUUCGACACCACCCUUACCAUCUUCCGCAGCGUCGUCCUGCCCCGUCAAAUCGCCAUCUCAGGCGGCGAGGUAUCCUACAUCACCAGAUGUGCCGAUAGAUUCUCCACAGAAAGCGCCCUCAUCAUGGUCAGCCACAUUGAACCCACUCAACUAUAUGCCUACGUUUAAGAAUGAACGUUCUAGUGACUCGCCUCAAAGCGUUAACCUACCACUCGAGAGGGAACUUUCAACCAUUCCCAGAGGAGAUUCCGACUCGAAUUGGGAAUAUCCUUCGCCACAGCAGAUGUACAAUGCUAUGUUGAGAAAAGGUCACACUGACACCCCAGCUGAAGAUGUCGAGUCAAUGGUGGCUGUGCACAACUUCCUAAACGAGGGUGCUUGGAACGAGAUUGUCGAGUGGGAGAACAUCUUUGCAAAAGGUCUUGGUCAAGGUUGGGAGAAGUGCAAGCGUGGAGAACAGGGUCUGGCCAUGGAGCGAGCGAGACGAGAAUAUCUAAGAGAACUACAAGCUGAAAGAAGACGUGCUGCUGGACUACCAGAAGACAAGUCCUUGGAUACAGAACAACCAAGACUGUUACGAUUUCAAGGUCGACCUCAAGAACCCACUCCAAAAGCCAGGAUAUUACAACAACUGGCCAAAACUUUCCCCAAUCGAUUCGGGCAGGAGCCUCCUUUCGACAGACACGAUUGGUACGUUGCGCGAAAGCAAGCAGAUGGCUCGAUCAAGGAAGUUCGCUAUGUGAUCGAUUACUAUGGUGGUGGCCUUCAGGCUACUGGCGAGCCUGUCUUUUACCUCGAUAUCCGUCCUGCGCUGGACACACCUACUGCGGCUGCUGAGAGGGUGAUUCGAUGGGGUUCAGAUGUAUGGUAUACUGCCACAGGUUCAGGUAUUCGCGAGCAGAUCAAACAACAAGAAGCUCAAGCCAAAGCAAAGGCAUAG